Molecule: messenger RNA, 882 nt
Organism: Rotaria socialis
Lineage: Eukaryota; Metazoa; Rotifera; Eurotatoria; Philodinida; Philodinidae
Source: the annotation of a GenBank genome assembly
AUGGAAACAAAUAUUGAUGAUUUAUCGUUUCAUCUGAGUGCACUAAAAACUACUUCAAGUGAAAUACCAAUACUCGAUAAUCGUGAACCAAUAUCAACUUUUAGUUUGCCAUCAAUGUCAUCAUGUCCAAUGGCAGCUGAUGGUUCUAAUCAUUUACUUGUUUAUCAUCAUCAUGCGUUAUUAUUAUUUCAUUUACCGAAAUUCGAACUCUUAUUUUCUAUAUCACUGAUUCCAUUUAUUGAAAAUCCAAUAUCUGAUAUAUGUUAUUAUUCAAUAUUAAAUUGUUUUCUUGUAUCAAGUUCAAAUACACUUUAUUCAUUGUCAUCCAGUCGACAGAUUGAUAUAAUUCAUAAAUUUUCAAAUACAAUUUGGUCAAUUACACAUACAUCGAACUACAUAUUUCUUUGUUAUUUAUUUGGUUUUUCAAUUGAACAAUGGGAAUUCAAUUCUAGCAACGGAACUUUAUUGAAUACAUGGCCAAAAGCUAAUUUAAUUGAAUCUUCAGACAUGGGCAUUAAUUGUAUUCGAGCUGUAAAUCAAUAUAUUGGUAUGACUAUUAAACAGAAUGAUUUUUCUUGGAGGAUUGAUUUAUUUGAUAUAUCAGCAAUGAAUCGACUACGUCGUGGUAGAACAAUUCAACAAGAAAAUAAUUUAAAAAAUUGGAUUGGAUUAUUAUAUCCAAUUGAUCAUUUUCGAUGGUUAUUUGCUGAUGGUGAUCAAGGGUUAUUUUUAAUUGAUCAAACUGAUCAACAAGAAUAUAAACAAAUUGAUAUCAAGAAACUAGCUUGUAAUAUUUGUUUGAUUAAGAAUAUAAACAGUAAAACAUAUUCUUCAAUCGUUAUUCAAUCAUAUGAAUCAUUGCAUUUAUACAAUUUGCAAUGA